AAAAUGAAUAACUUGCCGGCAAAUUCUGGACAUUCUCGUGGUCGUGGCCGCGGUAAAAAGCCAAAUGAGGAACUAAAUCGUGGAUUGUGCGCUCAAUUGGUCCAACCGUCAGAAACGUUGCAAGCACGCAAUGUUCCCGAGGCAACUGGGUCUGCCUCAGGCGGCCACCAGGAGACAAGGUACCCAAGUGUCCCAUUAAAUCCAAGCUCGACUGACGUUAUUGAAGGUGAUCCACGUGGCUCGGUUCGAGGUCGUAGAUUGAUAACCUCGGAUAUAAUACGUUCGCGCCCUAGUGGUUUGAUUACGAAGUCGGGGACAACAGGAAAAAAAGUAGCGGUACAAAGCAAUUAUUUUAAAUUGCUAAAGCGUCCAAACUGGACACUUUAUGUGUACCGAGUGGACUUUUCGCCGGAUGUGGACAACACUAGCCUACGUCGCGGGCUUUUGAGCGAGCACCGAAAUCUGUUUGGUGGGUACAUUUUCGACGGAACCGUUAUGUACUGUACAACCAAGUUCCCGGACGUACCUAACAGUCCCUACGUAUUGGAUUUACUAACCAAGAGUCGUGCUGGCGAGAACAUUCGCGUGAUGAUAAAAAGUGUUGGCAUCGUUGACAUUGCGGAUGCACAACAGGUUCAAGUCCUCAACUUGAUUUUACGCCGCGCCAUGGAAACCUUGAAGCUCCAGUUGGUCUCGCGCAACUAUUUUGAUCCCCAAGCAAAGAUUGUCUUGGACAAUUUUCGUAUGGAAUUGUGGCCUGGAUACACAACUUCUAUUCGCCAACAUGAAUCUGACUUAUUGCUAUGUGCAGAGAUUGCACACAAAGUCAUGAGAACGGAUACCUUGUAUCAUAUAUUAUCCAAGAGCAUUCAGGAAAGUGACGAUUAUCAGGACUCCUUUAAGCGGCAGGUUAUCGGCAUGAUCGUAUUAACGGAUUACAAUAAUAAGACUUAUCGCAUUGAUGAUGUUGAUUUCGCAUCAUCACCCAUGACAAAGUUUGAGACGAAGGACGGGGAAGUCUCCUUUUUGGAGUACUAUAAGAAACGGUAUAACAUCCAUAUUCGUGAUUUUAAACAACCGUUGUUGGUGUCCCGUCCAACUGAGAAGAACCUUCGUGCAGGAGUCGAUCAAUUGAUAAAACUCAUUCCGGAGUUGGCACGGGCAACUGGGUUAACGGACAAUAUGCGAGCGGACUUUAAACUGAUGAAAGCAAUGGCUGAGCACACCAGAAUGACACCAGAUCGUCGCAUUGAUCGCUUGCGCGUCUUCAAUGAUCGAUUGCAGAGGUCGGCGGGUAGCGUAGAGUUGCUUAAAUCAUGGAAUAUGAAAUUGGAUUCGGCUCUCGUGGAGAUACCCGCUAGAGUUCUGCCUCCACAGAAGAUAUUACUUGGAAACCAACAGUUUUAUCUAUGCGAUAAUCGCGCCGAUUGGACAUUUGAGUUUCAAAAGAAGCCAAUGUUUACUCAAGUUGCAAUUAAGCGGUGGUACGUCAUCACACCCCGUCGCAGUCUGCGCGAAACUCAAGAAUUCGUUAAGUUGAUCAUUCGGGCAGCGAACAAUAUGAAAAUGCAUGUUGCCGAGCCACGAUACGACGAACUGUCCGACGAUCGCAAUGCCAACUAUUCGCAAUCCAUAGAUAGUUGCGUGGCAAAGGAUCCCCAAUUAAUGAUGAUAGUCAUCAAGACUCAAAAUGAGGAAAAAUACAGCUGCAUUAAGAAGCGCACGUGUGUUGAUCGCCCAAUUCCAUCACAGGUGGUAACACUCCGCACCAUUGCACCACGUCCGGAUAAAUCCAGCGGUUUAUUUUCAAUUGCAACGAAAGUAUUGAUACAGAUGAACGCCAAAUUAAUGGGUGCUCCUUGGAUGAUUGAAAUGCCAUUAAAUGGACUAAUGACUGUCGGAUUUGACGUCUGCCACUCAUCCAAGAAUAAAAACAAGUCGUACGGUGCUCUUGUGGCCACAAUGGAUAUUAAAACGUCAACAAGAUACUAUUCGUCAGUAACGGAGCACAUGAAGGGACAGGAACUAUCAGAUCAAUUGGCAUUAAAUAUGACGUGUGCGCUUAAGGCAUAUCGAGAACACCACGGCACCUUGCCGGAGAGAAUACUGUUCUACCGCGAUGGAGUCGGGGAAGGGCAACUCCAUCAAGUAUUCAAUACCGAAGUCAAAUUUCUGAAAGAGCAAUUGGACAAAAUUUAUAAAUCGGCUGGCAAAGAGGGGGGAUGCCGAUUGGCCUUUAUAGUUGUUGCGAAGCGUAUCAACACACGCUAUUUUGUUAACAAGCGCAAUCCAGAACCUGGAACGGUGGUCGAUGACAUAAUAACGCUCCCGGAGUACUAUGACUUCUUCCUGGUGUCCCAAGCUGUUAGACAGGGCACCGUUACGCCUACACACUACAAUGUCAUCCACGACAACAUGGGCUUAAAUGCCGACAAGCUCCAGCUACUCACAUUUAAGAUGACCCACCUUUACUACAAUUGGUCCGGCACUCUGCGCGUUCCUGCAGUUUGCCAAUAUGCCCACAAAUUGGCAUUCUUAAUCGCUGAGAGCAUCCACCGAGCACCAUCGCCUGGGUUGGAGAACCAGCUGUACUUUUUGUAAUGACGAUUCAAUGCACUACAAUGUCAUUUAUGAAAUCUAUUUAGUUUAUACAUAAUCAAGGGUGUUCCAGAAGUGUUAACCAAAUAAUUAUGUAUUUGUUUGGUUUGUUUUUCUGAAACGCCCCUGAAUAUUCCUAUUUUGACUCACUGAAGAUGUUAACAAUUUUAGUACAAGAUUGUGUAUUAUAUGACGAGCUUGAUUUAAAAACUGAAUAAAUGAUUUUUUGUUUUCCAUCCGUA
Molecule: messenger RNA, 2840 nt
Organism: Drosophila innubila
Lineage: Eukaryota; Metazoa; Arthropoda; Insecta; Diptera; Drosophilidae
Gene: aub
Product: protein aubergine
Exons: 9
Coding region: 4-2601 (865 amino acids)
Biological process (GO): regulatory ncRNA-mediated gene silencing
Cellular component (GO): P granule
Molecular function (GO): piRNA binding; protein binding
Source: RefSeq, a predicted model, not a curated record